ACAAAUUUUAAAUCACUUUGGUAUUGUCUUCUUUUUAACAGAUAGGGCAAGAAAACAAGUUUUGAACGAAGCUAUGAGGCAGUUUAAAGAGAAAACAUGCUUAAGAUUUGUGCCAAAGACCAGACGAGAUAAAGACUACAUAAAAUUCAUUGUUGAUGAGGGAUGUUAUUCAACGGGGGUUGGUAAGAAUGCCGAAGGAGGUGUUCAAUACGUCUCGAUAGGUGAUGGAUGCAACUACAUUGGAACAGUGAUACACGAAAUGAUGCAUGCUAUUGGAUUCUUCCAUGAACAUACACGCCUUGACAGGGACCAGUUUGUUACUAUCAACUGGCAGAAUAUUGAGAGAGGAAGAGAAAGUCAAUUCCAGAAAUACGCUCAUGGUGAAGGAGAUUACCUUGGGGAACCAUACGACUAUGACAGCGUGAUGCACUACCCACGGUAUGGCUUUGGAAUUAAAUUGAAUGGGAAAACAUUACCAACAAUCGUUCCAAAGGAUAAGCCAUGGAGGAAGAUUGGCCAACGGCAAAUGUUCAGUGAUAUUGAUCUUCGACAGAUUAACAAGCUGUACCAGUGCAGGAAGUUUACUUCAAAAUAUUGAAAUUAUGUUAUUGAGAAUCCUUUAUUGAUAUGAGGCAUAUGAAAGGAUCAAACAUUA
Molecule: messenger RNA, 655 nt
Organism: Rhopilema esculentum
Lineage: Eukaryota; Metazoa; Cnidaria; Scyphozoa; Rhizostomeae; Rhizostomatidae
Product: zinc metalloproteinase nas-4-like
Biological process (GO): proteolysis
Molecular function (GO): zinc ion binding; metalloendopeptidase activity
Source: RefSeq, a predicted model, not a curated record